UUCCAAAUAGCUGGACUUCCUGACUAUGUUAAAAUUGUAGAAGUUGGGCCAAGAGAUGGAUUACAAAAUGAAGAGGUCAAAGUUCCAACAGAUAUCAAAAUUGAGUUAAUCAGUCGACUUUCCAAAGCAGGCUUGACUGUAAUAGAAGCAACCAGCUUUGUUUCUUCAAAGUGGGUACCUCAGAUGGCAGAUCACACAGAAGUAAUGAGAAGGAUCGAGCGGCAUCCUGGCGUACGAUACCCUGUACUCACACCUAAUCUUCAAGGUUUUCAUUCUGCUAUUGCAGCUGGGGCAACAGAGGUAUCAGUAUUUGGUGCAGCAUCUGAAUCUUUCAGCAAAAUGAAUAUUAAUUGUUCCAUAGAGGAAAGCAUGGGAAAAUUUGAAGAAGUUACUAAAUCAGCAAGAAAUAUGAAUAUUCCAGUGCGAGGGUACGUAUCUUGUGCAUUGGGAUGCCCAUAUGCAGGAAACAUCAUACCAGCUAAAGUGGCAGAAGUGUCUAAACAGCUCUAUAGCCUGGGCUGCUAUGAAAUCUCUCUGGGGGACACUAUUGGGGUGGGGACCCCUGGCAGCAUGAAGAGAAUGCUGGAAGCUGUUAUGAAGGAAAUUCCAGUGAGUGCUCUUGCAGUUCAUUGUCAUGACACGUAUGGCCAGGCUUUAGCCAAUAUCCUCACAGCCAUGCAGAUGGGCGUUGGUGUUGUGGACUCCGCUGUUGCUGGAUUAGGUGGCUGUCCAUAUGCGAAAGGUGCUACUGGAAACGUAGCCACAGAGGAUGUUCUAUACAUGCUUAAUGGUUUAGGGAUCAAUACGGGAGUGAAUCUCUAUAAGGUGAUGGAAGCUGGUAACUUCAUCUGCACAGCUUUAAACAAGACAACAAAUUCUAAAGUUGCUCAAGCCUCCUUCAGUAUUUGAACUGUAAAUUAAACUGUUCUUUCUGCAAAUUAAUUCACAUGCAAUAUAUUUUGCCCAAGAACACUUACAAAAGGAAAUCAAUUUGCAAACCCUUUUCAGUUGAGGAAAAAAGAAAGCAGGUAUAGUGGUUAUUUAUGGAAAGGAUAACUGUUAAUUGUAAUAAUACAUAUUGCCAAAUGUUAUUUUGGGGAAACACGAUAGCAUUGAAAAUAAUAAAUAUAAUGCCUAUCAAUAGACUCUUAUGUAUCUGAUAUUUUUAAAAGUGAGAAAAUCAUGUAAAACUUCUGGGCAACUUGCUAUCUAUUUUAGUGGCUUUUUAGCUUGCUUUAGACAAAAUUCAUUACAGAGUUCCACAAGAAGUGAAUAUAUUGUUAAUUCUUAAUCAAGCUGACUUUUAGUACAGUACAAAUAUUUAAAGUAGUUUAUGAGAUCCACAUUGUGUGUGUCCUAGCUAUUAUGUGUUUUAUUUCUCCGAAUCUCUACUUUUCAUUUGCCAAGUCAAUUAUGUUAUGAACAUGAUGUCCAAGUUAAAUUUACUGAGAGUAGUUUUGUAUUUUUACAAUGGUUAACAUCUGUUAAGUAUAUGAAUUACUUUACCUUGUUCCAAACGUUUGUGACAAAUGCACCCUGCUAUAUCCCCCAAAUCUAGUGCAACCUCUCAUAUUUUUUAGCUACAUUAAAUUCAUUGUAGUUGCCUUUUUCAUCAGCUGGGUUAAAAACCAGCUUAAUUAAAUUAAGCAAUGAAAAAGAAGAUAAGGUUUAUGCUUUAGUGUAACAACUUUCUUUCAGAGGAUGUUGAUGACCAUGAGUGAGUAGUUUGCACUGGGAGAACCAUCCACAACCUGUCUCUAAGCUAUUGUGAAUUUGGUACUACUGUCAUAAUUUUGUGCUCAAUAUUGCUUCUUUUACAGUGUCUGUCUAUGCAGCCUUCUUCAGUCUUUCAUUAUGUAGCAAUUCUUGAUCUGAAUUUCAUUAGAAAGUAAGCAACUUCAAACUUCAAAAACACUGGGCUAUGUUCUCUUUCCCAUUGACAUAUAUUCAGCUCUUCUCAGAAAUGUGAAAAUUUGGAGAAGGACGAGAUUUAAAUAAGUGAUUUACACUGAAAGAAAGAAGAAAGUGGGACCUUCUGUAGCAGUGUCUGCCUGCAGCCCAACUCUAUUAAACUACAGGACUGCCAUUAUCACAGUCACUGGUGUUGUGCCAGGGUCUAAAUCAAUCUGAUUGUGAGACAACCAGGAUGUUGAUUUAUGGCACAUAUGGUUGGGAUUUUGUUGGUAACUAUUUGAUGUCUUUCUGGGCAAGUGUUGGCUUCCUUAAGGCAUGGGUGAACUCUUACUUUUUUCAAGGAGUUUGGUAGGUGUGUUUGUCUGAAAGAGGCAUUGAUUAUUCCCAUUAGUAGUUAGUAUAGUUGUUCUUUGCUGUCUCUUACCAGUCUGGAGGCUUCUGAGUCCAUUUCACAGAUGGUGGCUUUAAUAUGUUUCAGAGCUACCUUGCUUUGCAGUCAGAUACAGUUCAAUUUCUACAGGCGCCUGAAAUUGGCCUUGACCUGGCACAGUUGUAUGCCAGUUUAAGAUAUAACCAGACAGACUGCAUUGAAAAUAAAAGAGCUGUAAUAUGAGUGCACAAUCCAACAGUUGCAAAACCAAGAACAACACACAAACACCCCCACUGCAUGGGCUCAUAAACAGGUCAAAGGGUGGUUGUGAUUCUUUCCUUCAAUUAUGGCUAUAUGGGAGGGGGCUGACAAAAUUUUCUCACUGUUGUGAUGUGGGCUCAUAGCAUGCAGAUUGAGAAUCACAAUUAUUACUACUAAUAGUAUUUGUAGUAAAAUUAUUACUGUUUUGAUCUAUGCUAUUGAAAUGAACCAGUUCUACGGCCAAGGGAUAGUGAAUGUAUAAGAUAUGCUUGUUUUCUCUGACAGUUAUUUUAAGAGGAGAGAGUAUGGCCUAGUAAAAAGAUCUGUGCUCUGGAAGUUAGGAUUUUGUUCCAAGUGGACUGUAUGACUUACCAGACAGCUCACCUAGUGCUCUGAGGCUUUAAUUAAUUAAUAUUUGAAAUGUUCAAAAUAUUGAGUAAAAAAAGUAUCUGAUUUGAGAACUGUCCCUGCAACAUUUUCCAAGUUUGAUGUUGUAGAUUAUUUUUAUUUAUGCAUUUAUUUAUAAUUAUUAAAGGGAAACAUUUUUCUUCCAAUCUCCCUGCUAGUUAACAUCUGCCAUCAAGAUCCAAAUGUCCAAGCAGGAGAACAUGACUAAAGCCAGUGUUAAUGUAGCCUAGUCAGUCACGUACCAGAGAUGUGGUAUAUUUGCUGAAGAACAGUCAUCAGUGCUACUGUACUGGGUAAAUGCACUGAUUAUUUUGCAGUACAUGGCAUUAAUCUUAAAGGUGAAAUAAAACAUAUCUAAAUGUUUGUUGAAAUAAGUACACUGAUGUAGUACAACAUGCUAGAUUCAACAACUCCAGUUCACUAAGUCACACAAAAGGCGUUAGUAAAUAUCAGCUGUCACUCCAUCACAUACUCUAAUGUUUACUUUGGUAAGGUGUAAGCCAUUCUGAGUGCAUUUGCUUGUGAUUACCUUUAUUAUCAGUUGUUCCAGUCUGCUUUUAUGGAAAAUGAUAUGUAACUGAUGAAUCUCUUCUAAGUUACCAUAGAAACAUAUUCCUUCCCUCCAUUAACUAAGCAUUAACUAUAAGAUCUUUGAUAACUCAAUAUAUUCCUCUGUAAAGAAAUAUUCCAGUGAUGAUAAUCAAAGUUGAUUCAAUGUACAAUGCUCAGGUCAUUUACAUUUUUUCCUCAAUUUUUAUUUUUCAGCUUCUGCCCAUAUCACAAAUUCAGAGCAAAUGUUUUCAUUACUGUUUUUAUAUGAGCUAAAAUUACCUGUAUCUGCUGCAAUCAAUGGUAAAACUAUAGUUUUUUAGAAAAGAAACAGGCAACCCAGGAGCAGAUGGGGUAAAAGGAACUGCUUUAUUGCCUAUGCACGUUUAUGUCAGACAUUUAACACAAUGUCUGAGUAUCCACCACCUGGUGCCAAUUUUACACUUUUAUCUAUUUUAGUAUGUUAAUUCACAUGUCUAUCACUACUUUUCCUAAAGCCUUAUUUAAUAAUGUUAACUCCCAUAAAAUGAAUAUUAAUAAGCAAAUAAUAAAUACAAUUAUCAUCAUCAUCAUGAUCAUAAUCGACCAUGGGCUCAAAGCCUCCCUCGCUACUAGCUCCGCACCAAUCUACUAUAUCAUCU
This is a messenger RNA of Pelodiscus sinensis (Chinese soft-shelled turtle), 4143 nucleotides long. The record is from RefSeq and is a predicted model, not a curated record. Lineage: Eukaryota; Metazoa; Chordata; Testudines; Trionychidae.